Molecule: messenger RNA, 5951 nt
Organism: Oncorhynchus masou masou (cherry salmon)
Lineage: Eukaryota; Metazoa; Chordata; Actinopteri; Salmoniformes; Salmonidae
Product: nuclear receptor coactivator 7-like
Exons: 17
Coding region: 265-2739 (824 amino acids)
Biological process (GO): response to oxidative stress; regulation of transcription by RNA polymerase II
Cellular component (GO): nucleus
Source: RefSeq, a predicted model, not a curated record
CCCGUCUGCGUAGAUAACUCUCCAGUUUUGCAGACAGCAUACGUUCAUGCAGACAAGACAACAGACUCCGGUUGCAUCCAUAGUCAUCGGGAAAUCUCAGUUUUGCUGCAUCACUGCCAGGAACAAGUUAAGCAAGAAAAGCAGGAUUCAGAAAGGAUAAGGAAGAGUGCAGUGCGAAGAGGAAAGGAGCGGAGAAGGGUUAGUCUUCACGUUCUGCUCAGUGUGUAUGUGUUGAGGUGCAUGAAGCUGUAGACCACUGCACUGAUGGAGAAGAGGGAGAAGAAGCCUGGCUACUUUUCCAGGCUGAAGAGGCGGAGACAGCUCAAGCAGAGCCAAUCAGGGAAGGCAGUGGCUGAGCAGAACCGGUUGGAUUUGUCCGCAAAGAUGCCCGUCAUCUCCUGCCCAGACCCUGCUUUUUCUGAACCUCUGGAGAGGAUUAAACCUAACCUGCCUGGAGGCUCAGAUGGCAACAGGAGCAGCCAGGCCAAGAGAGAGAAGAGGCCCCCCGGGACAGUGGAGUAUACCGUGGGACUCCAGGAAUCUCUAAGCAGCAUUGCUCUGAAGUUUAACAUCACCCCGAACAAACUGGUGCAGCUCAACCGUCUCUUCUGCCGUAGUAUCUAUCCUGGACAGAAGCUGUUUGUUCCUGACGUGGGCCAAUCGGGUGCCGACUCUCAGUCUGUGGGUUCUUCUGACCCCGCCUUCCCCAGCGGCCUAUCAGAGAAGGUGUUACAGGAUGGAGACUCCAGCGGCAGGUCAGUAAGACCAUUAGGACGGGUGCUGUCGCCACCGUCCGAGGACGAGAGCCUCGCCACGGUCAAGUUCAUUAAGAUGAGCUGCAACUACUUUACUGACGGGAUGGGUGUGGUGGGAGGGGUGAUGAUCGUGACGCCCAACAACAUCAUGUUUGACCCUCACAAGUCGGAUCCCCUGGUGAUUGAGCACGGCUGUGAGGAGUACGGCCUGCUCUGCCCCAUGGAGGAGGUGGUGUCUGUGGCCCUCUACGACGACAUCUCCCACAUGAAGCUCAAGGACGCGUUGCCGUUAGACCCACCCCAGGAUCUGUGUCCUCUGUACAGGCCCGGGGAGUGGGAGGAGCUGCCCUCAGAGCGCGACCUUCACCCCUUUAGCCGCUACGAGGCGCUGGACCCCAAACGACCCAUCGUCCUGGACGACAUCAACUCUGCCCUGUCAGAGACUGUCAUAGCGAGAGCAGAGUGUGAUCCAGCGGACAAGUCUCCAUCAGAUGAGUGUUUCACAGAGCUGGAGCUUCCAUUGAAAUGGAGCGCAGAGGAACCGAAGAGCGGAUCCAGACCACCUGCCAGUGCUACAAGCUCGAACCAGCAAGGAGAGCCUCCUGGAUCUAAUACCCCUAAACGGGCAAAGUCCCAGGACCAUUCCCCCUCUGACUCAGUCCCACUGACCUCGCAGAGAGGGGAGGAGGAGGAUGAAGGACUGGUACAGAACAGAUCCAUUGAGGACAUGACAGAAUCACUGCCCGUCUCAUCAGAGACUGAGAAAGAUGGUGAACUCUUGAAGGAGAAGCCUGCUAGCCUAGCCACAGGCCAAGGCCAAGACGACAACUCUACAGGGCAACUAGUGAACGGAGUUAGCAUUAGAGAACAAUCAGAAUCCGCAAUGGACCAAAACAGGAAGCUGAGCUUCAGUGAGACCGCUGAGGCCCUGGGAAAAUGUAUUUCUUGGGAACCCAGCCCUGCAGGCGAGCUGCAGAACGGACCAAUGAUAGAGGGGCUGAGUGAAGAAGAGAAGCGGAAGAGGAGCAACAAAGCGGAGGUGAAGUCCUGGCUGCUGGAGCGGAUGCAGGCGCCCAUCCAAAACAUGCUUCUGUCCACGGAGAGGAAGAGUAAGACCCCUCCCAUGUUCCUUUGCCUCAAGGUGGGCAAGCCCAUGAGGAAGUCCUUCGUCUUUAGCCGGUCAUCCAGCCCCGCUCACACGAGAGGAAAGCAGCCGGAAUACUGGUUUGCUGUGCCCCAGGAGAGGGUGGACCACCUAUAUGCGUUUUUUGUCCAAUGGUCUCCUGACGUGUACGGUAAGGUGGCCAGGGAGCAGGGCUUCGUGGUCGUGGAGAAGGACGAGCUCAACAUGAUCGAUAACUUCUUUAGUGACCCCGUGACCCCUCACAGCUGGGAGAUCAUCACCAUCAACGAGGCGACGCGCAGGCAGACUUUUGGCAGUUACGAAGGGGAGGAGCCUUUGGGGGAUCUACUGCCCAUGCUCAGUGACCCUAGCACUCUGUUACAGGACACACACAUAGAGAAGCUUGCGUGUCGGCUGCCGGCGCGGGUGCAGGGGUAUCCAUGGAGACUGGCUUACAGUACGGCAGAACACGGGACCAGCUUAAAGACACUGUACAGGAGCCUAUUGGAUGUGGACAGCCCUGUGCUACUGGUCAUCAAAGACAUGGACAACCAGUUGUUUGGGGGAUACUCUACCCAUCCUUUCAGAGUAAGUGAGCAUUGCUAUGGCACGGGAGAGACCUUCCUCUUCAGCUUCUGCCCUGAGAUCAAGAUGUACCGCUGGACUGGGGAGAACUCCUACUUUGUUAAAGGCAACAUAGAUUCUCUUCAAAUGGGAGGAGGAGGAGGUCAGAUAGGGCUGUGGGUGGACGCUGACCUGUACCACGGCACCACCUCCAGCUGUGCCACCUUCCACAACCAGCCCCUCGCCACCCAGAAGGACUUCACCAUCCACAGUGUGGAGGUCUGGGCCUUCGAGUAGCCUCCCUCCACCUCCAGUCUCCGGCAAACCCCACCCACACUUGUGGGAACCUAGACCGAGCUUCGACGCCCACCCCUUUAUCAGAAUGCGGAGCUGACGAUUUCAGAUGGUGUAUGUCAUGGUUUAUGCCAGCCGGUUUGAUGUGGUUGGAACCUGGUUUGUCCUGAGUGUGGUGGAGGUGUGAAAAGCUGUGGCUGGUGUAUUUCCCUUUCUCUCUAUUUGCUGCCUUAAGGUUCUCGCAUGCUUCCUAGUCGAAAUGUGGCACGCUGGUUUACUCAUUUAUUAUGACAAGAUUUUGUGAUGUUUUUGUUAGUUUUGGUGUUUGGCAGGUUUUUUUCCAGCUGUUCACACACAUUUGAGAGAAGUUUUGAGAGAAGUUUAAGUUCACUAGCCGAAGUCUACUCGCCUUUGUCAGUGAUUGGUCAAAAGUAGGGAUUCUUCAAUGAAGUGUUUGUCAUUCAACGAGAGACGACAACUUUUCAUGCACAUUUAUUCACUUAAAAUACUGCACCAAACAUCUUAGCUAGCUGUAAAAUUGCGUGACGAAGACCUCGGCAAAAACUAAAAAUAACUACACAUUUGUUAAUUUCUCUGAUUUAUUCAAACUAUUUUGAGGAAGUGUAUAUUGACUAUGUUGCUAGGGCAUCUCAAGAGGGACAAAACAUAAUAUUGCCGCUUUAGUUCUUCGUUUUCAAGCAGUCAUUUAAGGGAGUAUGUGAGGCACAGAUGUUCGUCUAGCUGAGUUCUGCUAGGAGCAAACCGAAUCAAGCACCUUUUUAUGCCUGCCUGCAGAACUCAACUUCUACCCACUCGGAGGGGGAGAAGUAGAGCGACUCAAGUUCCUGGAGGAUGAGAGGCGAUUCUGAUGCAAUUGUCCUUGCGAAUGAAAUCCGUCAUAGGUGACUGUAAACAACAAUACGAAAACAAUUCAUUGUGAGAUUUUUGUAAUUAGGGAAGUGUCUAAUAGUGGGCAUCUGGUGAAGUGAAUAAACAACCAUCAAUUCUCGCCAAUCAGAUUGCUCCUUUUUGUUAUCAACCAGAAUAAUCUGAUUUCCCUGAGAUAUUAGGAACUGAUGUGAAAAGAGAAAGCAGGUGAAAGGGAAGAAGUUUUAGGUAGUGCUUUUGAGACUCAUUUCUCUAACACACACAUUCGCCCCAAACCCACUUUAAAUAUAGGAGUAAUUGUUUACAAAGAGAAGAGGUUUGCAUUCACUGAAGGUUGUAUUGUUAUCAUGUCUCCAGUCCUAUAUAGACUGAAUGAGUGUUGCAUUUCAUGACCCUCUCUUUCCAAAACAACUGCCCACUAAGGGAACAUACAGUGCAUUCGGAAAGUAUUCAGUCCCCUUCUCUUUUUCCACAUUUUGUUAUGUUAGAGCCUUGUUCUAAAAUGGAUUCAACUUUUUUUUUUAUUCCCCAUCAAUCUACACUCAAUACCCCAUAAUGACAAGGCAAAAACGGAUUUAGACAUAUUUGCAAAUGUGUAUAUAUUAAAAAAAAACUAUGGAACUAUGGCAUUUAUGUAAGUAUUCAGACCCUUUACUCAGUACUGUGUUGAAACACAGGGUCGCUACAUAGCUAUUUUCAGGUCUCUCCAGAGAUGUUGAAGUCCAGGCUCGUUCUGUUGGAAGGUGAACCCCAGUCUGAGGUUCUGAGCACUAUGGAGCAGGUUUUCAACAAGGUUCUCUCAGUACUUUGCAUUCAGGCCAAAGAGUUCAGUCUUAGUUUCACCAGACCAGAGAAUCUUGUUUCUCAUGGUCUGAGAAUCCUUUGGGUGCCUUUUGGCAAAUUUCAAGCGGGAUGUCAUGUGCUUCCGUCUGGCCACUCUACCAUAAAGGCCUGAUUGUGCUGCAGAGAUGGUUGUUUCUGGAAGGUUCUCCCAUCUCCACAGAGGAACUCCAGAGCUCUGUUAGUGACCAUCACCUCCCUGACCAAGGCCCUUCAGUUUCGCUGGGCAGCCAGCUCUAGGAAGAGUAUUGGUGGUUCCAAUUUUCUUCUAUUUAAGAAUGAUGGAGGCUAUUGUGUUCAUGGGGACCUUCAAUGCUGCAGAAAUGUUUUGUUACCUUUCCUCAGAUUUGUGCCUCAACACAAUCCUGUCUCGGAGCGCUACGGACAAUUCCUUCAACCUCAUGGCUUUGUUUUUGCUCUGACAUGCACGGUUAUCUGUAGGACCUUAUAUAGACAGGUGUGUGUCUGAAUGAGUAAGGUAUUUCAGUUGUUUUUAUUGUAAUACAUUUGCAAACAUUUUUGAAUCUGUUUUCGCUUUGUUAUUAUGGUGUGUGUGUGUGGAUGAGGAAAAACAUUAAUUGAAUCAAUUUUAGAGUAAGGCUGUAAUGUAACUACAUGUGGAAAAAGGAAGGGUCUGAAUACUUUCAGAAUGUACUGUAAUGAGGGAGUUUUUGUCAUGAACAAAUGUUUUAUUAUACUUUUAUCUGUUUUGUUUGUUUCAUCAUAUAGAAUUGUAUGUUUUUUUGUUUUGCGUUUCAAUUUUCUGUUUUGUUUUAAAGGAAGUCCCAUCAUCGGCCACAAGGUUGAUAAAUCCCAAGCAGGAAAUAGAUUGAAGGUUCUCAAGGCAGUAUUAGUCUGUCAUAUCUCUGACCAACUGUACCUUCUCUUUGUUUUGUAUGCGUUUCGGUAAGUAGGGUGAUUUGCUACAGAGUGUGAGGGUUUAGUCCAUUGAGACAAGGGAAGUAGGGAGGGAUGUCAUUUUGCACUGCAGGCUUGUGGGACAGUUCAAUAACUCGAGGUGAUUGGUCUUGUCUGUGGAAUUAACAUCAAUCACUUUCUACCACUACGACAGGGAAGGAUGGGUCACCACUGGUAUUUUAUUUGGGAAAGAAAGGGAUGUACCUUUUUUCUCAACACGUUCUGUUGAUCUCGUGCAACUUAGGGUUCCUUUUUUAUUUUCCAAACCAAUGUCGAUAAAGUGAGUUGAUUUCUGUCUCUAGUUACUGUAAGAUGACUAGGCCUACUGCAUGAUAUGACUACUGUUGAACCUGUUCCUGCGUUCCCACUAUCCACAAUCCUUACAGGUAUGGCUUUGUUUUAUGUAUUUUUGUCAUAUAGAUGUUGCGAGUUCUUCUCAUUGUGAAUGUUUCCAGUGUUUUUUAUUUUCUGUGAAUCCAAAAAUCAUAGUAUCAUAUGUGAAUACUACCAAGGAUGUAUUUAUUCUAUUGUUGCCACGUUUAAAACUAAAUAAACAAAUAAUAGCGUUA